Molecule: messenger RNA, 2041 nt
Organism: Momordica charantia (bitter melon)
Lineage: Eukaryota; Viridiplantae; Streptophyta; Magnoliopsida; Cucurbitales; Cucurbitaceae
Product: putative glucuronoxylan glucuronosyltransferase F8H
Biological process (GO): glucuronoxylan biosynthetic process
Molecular function (GO): glycosyltransferase activity
Source: RefSeq, a predicted model, not a curated record
GGCAUUUUUUGAUCAGUUCCAUAUUUUAUUGGUCAUCCCUCUCCCAAAAAGCCAACCAAUCCCAAUAAUAAAUCACAAAAACCCAUCAAAAUUCAAUAAAAAAAAUUUCUUCUUUUGGGUAUCGCUUGAUCUUUGGAUCCAAGAAAACGAACUACUAAACCAAACCCACUUCAAAAAUAACUCUCUUCCUUCGCCUCUACGCAUCACAAAACCCCAAAAAAAAAAAAUAAAAAAAAAAAAAAUCCAAACUUUAUCUUAUCCACCAACACCCUCUUCUCCAUCUUAUGAACAAUAUUUGAUUGUUGAUCAUAUGAUGGUGGAGAUUUCAAGAACAACAAAAGGGUUCUUGAAUCAUAGAAAAGGGAAGAGCUUUUUCUUCAGAUAUUUCAAAUUCCUUCUCUGGAUUUCUCUCUCCUUCUAUUUCUUGGCCUCCUUUCUCGUGACCCAUAAUCCCAAUUUGGGUGUCUCUAAUCUCAACGCCCUCCCCUCCUCCAAAGCUCUCGCUGAAAAAUCCGCCGUCGAUUUCAAACUCUUCGUGUACGAUUUGCCGCCGGAGUUCAACGCCGAUUGGCUUUCCGACGGCCGCUGCGGCCGUCAGUUGUUCGCUUCCGAGGUGGCCAUUCAUAGGGCCCUUUUGACCAGCCACGUCAGAACUUUAGACCCCUUUGAGGCCAAUUUCUUCUUCCUUCCCGUUUAUGUCUCGUGCAAUUUCAGCUCCGUUAAUGGGUUUCCGGUUAUUGCACACGCACGCUCUCUCCUGGCCUCCGCCGUCCACGUCAUCUCCGGCCAGUACCCGUUUUGGAAUCGCAGCGGUGGCUCCGACCACGUCUUCGUCGCCUCCCAUGACUACGGUGCUUGCUUCCAUGCCAUGGAGGACGUGGCUAUGGCGAAUGGAAUACCGCAAUUCUUGAAGAACUCGAUUAUUUUACAGACGUUUGGAGUCAAAUAUAAUCACACAUGUCAGGAUGUUGAGAACGUUGUCAUACCACCGUAUGUUUCGCCGGAAUUCGUGGAAGCCGCCGCCGUUGACGGCAGCCGGAGAGACAUCUUCGCGUUUUUCCGGGGAAAAAUGGAGGUCAACCCCAAGAACGUCAGCGGCCGAUUCUACGGCAAGCGGGUUCGGACGGCGAUUUUGAAGAAAUUCGGCCGCGACCGGCGGUUUUACCUCAAGAGGCGGAGGUUCGCCGGUUACCGGUCAGAGAUAGCGCGGUCGGUUUUCUGUUUGUGCCCUCUAGGGUGGGCCCCGUGGAGUCCUAGGUUGGUUGAGUCGGUCGCACUCGGUUGCGUGCCGGUCAUCAUAGCCGACGGCAUCCGGUUGCCGUUUCCCGACGCCGUGGACUGGCCGGGUAUAUCGUUGACGGUGGUGGAGAGAGACGUCGGGAAAUUGGGGAGAAUUCUCGAACGCGUGGCGGCGACCAAUCUCUCCGCCAUCCAAAACAACCUCUGGAACCCCAAAAAUCGGCGGGCCCUACUGUUCAACAACCCUAUCCAACUGCACGACGCCACGUGGCAGAUUCUUACAGCCCUGGAGAAGAAGUUGGACAGGUCGUUCAGGUGUUCGGGGGUUUUAAGCCAACAAGAGGACGACACGUAGGAUAGAGACGGAAAGAAUAUGCCAGCUGGAUUUUAGAAAAAUGUUUUUGUUGCACGGGGGAGGGGUGGAGGAUUUUGAUUGGGCGGCGGGUGACACGUGGCAACUCGUAAAAUCUGGUUGACUCAGUUAGGUUACAGAAAUAGUUAGUUAAAAAUUAAAAGGAGAUAGUGACUUCCAACCCCUACGGAAAAAUCACAAUUUUGAUCAAUGUAAAUGUUUGUAUAAAGUCCUAAGAAAAAAAUGGUCCUUUUUCUUUUUAUUUUUUUAUUUUUUUAUUUAAUGUUGCAAGUGGGAGAGAUAUUUUUUGUAAUUAAACUAUUAAGAGUUUUUUUAUAAAAAGAGAGAGAGAGAGAGAAGGGAAUAUAUAAUAGGAAUUCAGGACAAUUUUUUUUAAUUUAUUUUUCCAUUUUAUAAUUAAAGAAGGUGUUAAUUUACGUUUGAGUUGAA